AUGAACCACCGAGCUCCGGUGUCGGAGCGCACGGUGACCACCUCAAAAAACAAACGCAAGCAUCCUUUUCAUAACGAACAACAAUACCGUCGCAGAAAGAGGAAUAAGUCAGUCUCCAAAACCGAAAAAACCCUAACUCUUAAACCUCAUAUCUCAAAUCAAAACUCACUCCCCAUAUCAAACAGAUUCCAAUCAAUUCAGCACAACAAAAAACAUAAUUGCAGAAGUAAUUCCAGUAAUUUUGAAUUUGACCGCAAGUGGACCUUCUCUUCGCAUGAUUCCUCUACUUAUGAAGAUAGAGUUGUUUUUGUUUCGUAUAACAUAUUAGGUGUUGAAAAUGCAUUAAAGCAUCCAGAUUUGCAGGAGGUUGAUCGUUUUGAUGAUUUAGAUUAUCGUCUACGGCAGGAUGGGUUUCGAGGUGUAUACAAGGCUCGUACAGGCGAAGCAUGUGAUGGAUGUGCCGUAUUUUGGAAAGAUAAAUUAUUCACCCUUUUGCAUGAAGAACACAUAGAGUUCCAGAGUUUUGGCCUUCGAAAUAAUGUUGCUCAAUUUUGUGUUUUAAAGUGGAAACAUCAUCAUGAUCUUGCACCUUGGUAUGCUGCUGUUUACAUAAAGAGGCUGAGAUUUGGCUCCCUUUUUAAGUUAAUGAUUCGAAUAUUUCUUGAGAAAGCAUACAAACUAUCACAAGAAUGGGGCAGCAUACCUGUUAUAAUUGGUGGGGAUCUAAAUAGCUUGCCACAGAGUGCUAUUUAUCAGUUCCUUAAUUCAUCUGAGUUGGACCUCCUACUACAUGACCGCAGAAAUAUUUCUGGGCAGCUUGAGCAUCCACCAAAGCAGAACGACUUCAGAUCCUGGGAUGAGAGUGUGGCUAGGGGAGCCGUGGCUCGAGAGACAACAGAGGAGAACCCUUGGCAACAUCCUACCACUCCAAGUUUAUGGGAACUGCACUCAACGGGACUUGUUCCCGUGAGAGUUCUUGAAACUUUACCUAUUAAUAUUUUGAGAAGAAGUGCAGGGCUUCCCAAUGAGAACAGUGAUCGAGCAAUUCCAUCUUACAGUAACAGCACGGAAGAAAAGUCAUAG
Molecule: messenger RNA, 1083 nt
Organism: Dovyalis caffra
Lineage: Eukaryota; Viridiplantae; Streptophyta; Magnoliopsida; Malpighiales; Salicaceae
Source: the annotation of a GenBank genome assembly